AAGACACUGUGGUGGCAGAUCAGCGGGGCGGUGCGCAUAGCGGGAUAACGCUACAUUGUAUUAUACCACCAAAAAAAGGAAGCGGGGCAUCUCACUAUUCCCGAAGAGUUACAACAACUUGACCGGCCUUGUCUACUAAUCUAUCCAGCUGGCCGUGGCUGCAGAGGGGGGGACGGGAACUUGGAGGAACUACGGGGUAAAACAACAACGGUGCCAACAGAAUUAUCUGUUAGGCGCUGGGACAAAUUUGCAGACGUUUAGUUCUGCGGGAGAGGCGAAAUUUCUCCAGAGGAACUCUCUAUCAGUGUUGGAAACUUCCCAGCGCAGCAUCGAUCGAGGACCUCCCGCCCACUUUACCUCUGAUCCACAAUACUGGAGGUGGGGGGAGAGAGAGUUCUGCAGCCGCAGCGGUGGAUGGAGCAAGAAGGAUAGAUGGUUAAACUACAAGAGAGCCUUUAAUAAUAACCCACCUCUCUUUCCUUGCCUUUCCUGCUGUUUCUGAACAGACCGCAUCGCCGAUCGCGUAUAGCCGGCAGCGUGCGCAAAUUUACAGCCGCUUGGAUCUCAUCUGGGGGAGCCGACCAGGUUACUUUUGUCCAAACUCUGCACAAGGAAUCGCCGCAGACGCAAAAUUGAUGCUUUACCACGGAGGAGCGCACCGAACCCCUAGUUUUUUCAAAGUAGCCUACUUGUCGUCAACGAGGGGGGUAGACUGCAUAUAGUUAAGGGCCGACUGGGGAUUUGCAGAAGUUGCAUGCUUGGUCUUUGUCGUCUGGAGUGAGCCUUAUCCAUCCACUCUCAGGUUAUCAGAGAAGAUCCGGAUAGUUGAGGUGCCAUGGCGAUGUGUGUGGGUGUAUGGAUACUCCUGCUGGCUCUGCACAUCCAAGCUGGCAGUGGACAGAUGGUACAGAUGGACCCCAGUAAGUCUGGCUUUGUUGGUUCACAAGUGGAGCUGCGUUGUAUUUUCAUCAACAGUAACCCGCCGGUCAAGAUCUCUCAAGUCACCUGGCAGAAGUUUCUCAACGGCACCAAACAGAAUGUGGCUAUUGCCAACCCCGCCCUCGGCGUGUCCGUCCUGUCACCCUUCAAGGAGCGGGUCCGCUUCAAGCAGGCAGCGGUCGGCCACCGCACCCCGCCCCUGGAGGACACCACCAUCGUGUUCUCCAACCUGCGGCUGUCUGAUGAGGCCGCCUACAUCUGCGAGUACACAACAUUCCCUGCGGGCAACCGCGAGAACAUGGUCAAUCUCACCGUGUACGCUCGACCUGUGACACGUAUGACCUUGACAUCACCCACGAUCGUGGCCAGGGCCCCGAAACGCAAGACGACCGUCGCCAGUUGCGUGUCCGCCAAUGGGAAGCCACCCAGUGUGAUCAAAUGGGACACCAGGUUGAAGGGCGAGGCCACGUUCCAGGAGACCCGCAACGCCAACGGCACCGUAACAGUACGGAGCAACUACGUGGUGACGCCGAGCCGCGAGACCCACAAACAGAAACUCACGUGUAUCGUGACCUACCGCAAUGAAAGGAUCACGGACAGCGUGGUGCUCAAUGUGCAGUAUGAACCCGAGGUGAAGAUCGAGGGCUUCGAUGGAAACUGGUACCUGAACCGUCAGGACGUCCAGCUGACCUGCCGGGCCGAUGCUAACCCUCCUGUCACGAUCUACCAGUGGAAACUUUUGAACGGCUCCCUGCCCAGCAACGUGGAGAUCAAGAACAACUCCCUGUUCUUCAAGGGCCCCGUGACCUACGACCUCGCCGGCACGUACGUCUGCGACGCCACCAACGGCAUCGGGACGCGCACCGGCAUCGUGGAAGUCAACAUCACAGAAUUCCCUAACAACCCGCCAUCUGGGGGCCGUGGGAUCCCGCAGGAGCAGCACAAUACAGGUGCCGCCAUCGGGGGCGCAGUGGGGGGAGUCGUCCUGUUGGGUGUGGCGGCCAUACUGCUCUUCGUAUUCCUGCGCCGCCGCCAGCGCACCUUCAAGGGAGACUACAGCACCAAGAAACACGUGUUCGGAAACGGGUACAGCAAGGCCGGCGGCCUGCCCGCCCACCCUCCCAUCCCCAAGAAUCUGCAGUACCCGGACGACUCAGACGACGAGAAGAAGCCCGCCCAGAUCAGCGGCCCCGGGGGAUUCGAGGCGAGCGAGCGCGAUUUUGACGCGGAGGCAGAGGACCUGAAGAGGCCCUAUUUCACGGUGGACGAAGGCGAGAGCCGAGAUUACGAUGAGCGGACUCUCGCUUUCCAGUAUGACCCUGAACCUGAGAUCGCCGACGAUAUGAUCUCCCAAACCGACGGCUCUGUCAUUUCUAAGAAAGAGUGGUACGUGUAGUGGCAUGCAACAACCAAACCAAACAGCCCUCUGUCCCCACCUGCAUUCCACUGCACCCCUCACCUCCAUUACCGACCCCGCCCCUCCAUUUGUCACAAUGCACCCCUCCCGCAGUCCCAUUCCUCCUUGCUCCACCUAGCACCCCCCCUCCCCCCCAUCAGACCUCAUUCAACUAAUCUGAAUUAUAAAAGCAAGCGUCAGUUUAAAGUGCUAGCAACAUCAACGUCUCAUCAUCACAGCAUUGAUAUACUGAAAUUCCAGUGGGUGAAUGGCAAAGAAUACAAACUAAUAUAAGGUAUGUGAUUGGACUCAUGCCGAUUGCCAUUCUGAAAAGGCCAGGGAGGUGGUUGGUUGAUUAGUACUGGUGUGUAUUAUUAUUUUUGUGUAUUUUUUUCAUGUUAUAAAUGUAUUAAAUGUAUAAAAAGAGACUGCAGGAGGAGGUUUUGCUGAGCACAUUUGUGAAAGUCCUACACUGGAUGUACGAAUCGUUGUUUUUUUUUUUUAUUAUUAUUAUUUGUUUUGGUUUUGUUUUCGAUUUUCAUUACCAUUUGCCUUUAUUUGUUAUUUUUUUAUAAUGUCUUUUUGUAUGAUUUCUAAGUGACCCGAAAAUCGAGAGUGAAAUGUCUGACAUAAUUACAGGUGGAGUUAUGUAAGUGUUUGUAAUUUUGUGGUCAAAUGUUUCAGAGAAAGAAAAAAAAAAAAAAGAAAAAAAAAUAAGAUUCAUGCCAUAUAUCGCCUAGCAUCAUUUUUUUUUUUCUUUUUCCUCACUGGGGUUAGCAUGGGUGAGCUUACUCAAAUUUUGUACAUUUCCAACAUUACAGGCAGAUGUGUUAUCGCUGUUUUCCAAAGACAUGCUUAUUAUUCUUGACCCCGGCAUCUACAUGUUUUCUUCGCUGAGAGAGCUGGGAUCUGUCACUCUACAAAGCCAUACGGGCAUGGCAUAACAGAUAGAUGUUACAGGGUGUCAGUGCUGUUCUCAUUUUUUAAAAUUUUGUUUUUUUUAUUAUUAUUAUUAUUAUUAUUAUUAUUAUUAUCUCCCCCCCAUUAAAGGAUGAUUCUGACUUUGAUUUGGAUUGAUGACCGGCAUAGCUGGGGAGCGAAGGGCUGCAGUUGUUUCCAAACCCUUAUUCUUUUGAGUGUUUUCCACACUCACAUCCAAUGUGUUCGCUGAAAAAAAAAAAAAAAGAGAGAGAGAGAGAGAGAGAGAGAGAUUUGCUGAGUCAGUGUCCACAGAAAUCUUCAAUAGUGCCCUGAAAUGUCACUUCUUGUCACUUGACUUGAAAGGGUUCACCUGUGUAAUUGAGCUCUAAAUCUUACCACUGUAAUGAAAUGUCUAUUUUUGUGUUGGAAUUGUUAUAAUUAUUAUGUUUUGAUCUAACCCUUUUUUUAAGCAAAUGGAUAUCAGAGAAAGUGUCUUGGGAAUUUCCCCAAAAGUGACUCUGCUUCCCUUUAUAACGGUGUGACUGUGUACUAAAGAAUUGGCUUAAGCCGCCCGCUUACACCCACAGCAUAUUGUAUGAGGAGUCUUCUAUGGACAAAAAGGACAUGGAUAGAAGGAAAAUGUCAACUGAUGCUUUUAUUUACGCCUACGGGGCAAACACGUUGUCAUGGAAAGGGAAUUGAAAAAAUUAUGGUGGCCAUCCUGGAAUAUAAUAAGUCACCUGCUGCUUUCCCUCAUCUUUUUUAUUAUAUUUUCUUUUUCCUAGAAUAAAUUUCAAUAGCUCUUGGCAGAUUCUAAAAAAAAAAAAUAAUGAUUAAAAAAAAAAAAUGGUUGUCCUUGCCCCAGUUAUUGGCUGAUGUAUGUGCCAAUGGGGAUACUGUGUCUUAAGGCAUUACAUAUCCGGCUUGUUAAAUCGCCAUAACAAGUGUCAGUGAAUGUGGACCAUAGCAAAUGACUUGUUUCUUUCCCCAGCAUUGAGGUCCAUUAUACAAUCAGCAAAAUGUAUUGCUUAAAACAAACAAACAUGAAAAAAAUAUCUCAAAUGUGGGAUAGAACGGAAGCAUAGGUAUAAUCUGUGGAGAAAAAUGAAAUAUCUGGCUGGCUCUGAACAAUAUAAAUACUGUAUUAAGCCUUAUUUUAUGCAUGAUUUUUUGUGGGAGUGGAAGUGAGUACGUUGCUAUUUUUUCUGUAUCAAUCCAGUGCAUUUGUCCUCAUUUGCAGCUCAAAAGACAACACUUUGUCAGUGUUUGUAUCGAGGGUGGGUAUGGAGCGUGUGAGCUUAAAGGCAGGCAGCACCCUACAAAAAUAUUGCAGUUAACAAUAAAUAAGUAAAAAAAAAAAACAACUAAAAAAUAGAAAAAAAAUGCAGCAAAACAUCUCUGUGAGAGCAGAUAUCCCUGCAAACUAGAGAGGUGAAUGUUUUUACAGUUCAUGCUUGUCUACUGUAUGUUUCCAGAUGAGCAUGUUGAUCAGGAGCCUCAAAAUAUAUUGUAUUUUCAACAUACAGCUACUAGAAAGUGGGAAAUAUCAUGUCCUUGAAAGUCUUUUUUAUUUCAGUUUAUUAUUAUUAUUUUUUUUAAAAUCAUUUCUACAGCCUUAUUGACGUUUCUGUUUCUGUGUAUACAAUAAUAGUUACGAUAAUGGUACCGGGAGGCUUGCAUCAGCGAAAGCCGUUUCUGAGGUGGGAGAACUAAUUGACAGAAACUGGGUUGCUGCCUUCAAAGUGCAAAAGCAAAUUGGUAUUAUUUUGUUUGUUGUUUGUCUGCUUAAUAGAACUGAUUUGCUGUUACCUUUAAACCCCAUGCGGUUUACAUCACAACCCUAGCAGAGACAGACCUUUGAAAAAAAACACAUUUUUAUCUUUUCUUCUUGCAUUCAGUGCCUAUCAAAGUCAGGAGACGUGAGGUAGUCUAAACAAGCUGCUGCUCCGCCAUCUGAGUCAUUUAUGUCACCGAAUAUCAAAAUACCGAAACAUGGCAUGGACUACUAAUCUCUUCAAAUCCGAUGGAUGAUAAUUCUCUAAUUGCAGUAGAUUGGGAUUAAUAUAGAUUAGAUGUAAUAACACACUGGGCAUGUUUCCUCAUCCGAGUCCAAGCAUGAUACUAACAACGCUUCGGUCCUAUCUCUAAAAUCCGUCGAUCUCUUCGAGGCUGCACUCAUUACCAUUUAAAAGAUAGAUAAAUGGUGAUACAGCACUUUCCCCAGUCAAGGCUGGAUAGUUUAAACCCUAAAGAGAUCGAACUAUCAGAAAUUAGUCACACAUUGCUGACUUCCGUAAGCACAAUUGAAUCUCUAAUCCAAUCUCUAAUGCAACUUUGGACCAGGCCCAGAACAAAGAUCAAACCUGCUCCUUUAUCAAGCACAAAUUGAAGUUACCAAUUUCAUUUGAGAGAAAGUAAUUCUUGUUUUGUUUGUUGGUUGGUUUGUUUGUUUGUUUGUUUUUUCUGUACCCUCCCCCCAUUAUGAAACCACUGCCAUACUUGCUUCUCAAGCAUCUUGGAAAAUGAAAAGACUUGGCAUUUCAGUUUUUAGUCUACAUUCUGUAUACUGGUAGAUGUAAACAUUGUCUUCAUGUUGUCAGGGUGUUAUGAGUUUCUAUUUUGUAAUACUGACUGUAACUUCAUUCCAUCCUAAUCUACUUUUUGUAUUCAGUAUGUUCAACAUUCCACUGUAAAUAAUGUACAUAAGGUUGAGAUUAUAGUUGGGAUUUAUUUAGGGACAACUGCAUAGGGACCCUCUUCAUGUAAAAUAUAACUAUUUUGACUGCAAAAAAUAGAGAUUCAGUAAUGAUGGAUUUAGUAGGUGAAGUUGGUGCAUAGCUUAUUUCCAAAGUCCCACCUAAGAUGCCACUCCAGUGCGUUUUUGAUAUGCCAAUAGCGGCUUCACUGUCAUGCGAAGGGGUGAUGCAUACAAUCUGGUGACUUCAUAUUACUGAAAGAAAAACAAAAGAGAGAGAACUUGUCUGUAUGCAGCCAUGUGAAUGUACAUUUCUGAGGGUGUUACAAAUAUGAGAAAAAAAUCUUGUUCAAAUUGUGAUGACCCAGUGAAGUAACUUGUAUUUGUUUUAAACAUUAAAUGAGUUCAAUAGUCAACAAUGUUCUGUCCCAACUCACUGAUUGGUUAGAUGUGUGACUCUGAUUGAUAUUUCCUGUCUGCAGCACAUUUCUUCUCACGGUGUAUUGAUUUGGUAAUUGCAGGUUUCACCCCAAAUGCCUCCAUUGGUAAUGUAACCCAUACCGCUUUUUAUCUUCAUACACUGCGCUUAUAAAUGAAAUCGCCUUACUUAGUCCUGUCAGAUAAUUGGUGUCAGUUGUUAUUUUCCAUAGCCAUUAUUUGGAUUUGUUUGUUAGUUUGGGGUCUUAUCGCAUUCUCUCAGCCUUAAGUGUAAGACAUUAAAGCGUUGAGCAAUUAACUAGGUACUUUUCCCUCGCUUUGUUAAAGACAGAUAUUGUUAGGACAUUCUAGUCCACAUUUUCAGAUGAGGCUCGUGCAGAUGUACAGCCAAUUCUGCAGCAGCGCAGUUAAGCCACACUGUCUCUCCACUUCCACAGUGAGUUGUUUGGAAAAUGAUUAUUUCUGGUUAACUUUGCAGCUGCCAGAGGGCGCACAAGGUUGUUUCAGAGACCUGAGGUUUGCAUCAAAAAUAUUCAAUAUUCUGGUCUAAUUUACUGAAUUUGUAGGCAUCAGUGGGCACUGCAGUGCUAAUGCUGGAUGAUUUUCUCCUGCUGCAUUCAUGAUUCCACUGAUUCCUCUAGUUAAGGUGCUCCUGUACAGCAUGAGCAUAGCAAUCUUAGCAAUCUACAGCACCGGUACCAUGGCCAUGAACUUUGUGUUAAAAUUAAAUGAUGGACAAUCAAAUAUGUAUAGGGCAUGGCUCUUAUUCCAAACGUACUGUAUCUAACAAGUGUGGAAGGUAGCUGAUCCCCUUUACAGCUCUGAAGUUGAAUUGGUGCUGGUAUAGCAUAAUUAUAAUCAUGCUAAAGCUUGCAUGUGAUGAGAGGCUAACACAAGAUAAAUGAUACAUGCAAUACAAGGGUCUCUGAUGGUUUUCAUUGUACCUUUUAUAGAUUUUUUUUUUCUCUUUAACCGCAGAACAAAACUGUCAAACAGAUGUUGAUGAUAUUGUUGAUUGCGCACGGAGGAUAAUGGGCUCAGUAAGCAAUAGCAGUGAUAUGAUGAGAAAAGGCCAGUCUAGACUCAGACAGAUCUGUCUCAGGCUGCAGGCAUCUGCACCGUGCACAUUAAGAACUGGCCAGAGUUUGCAGCUGUUGCCAUCCAUUUACUAAAAGAGCCCUUUGUAGCCCAAAGGGGCUUUGAUGGCAUAUAGUGUUUUAACAUGCGCAGCCAUGGAGUUUUUUUUUUUUUUUUUUUUCUUUU
Myripristis murdjan (pinecone soldierfish) is the source of this 7652-nucleotide messenger RNA. RefSeq names its product nectin cell adhesion molecule 1b (gene nectin1b). Bases 836 to 2335 code for a protein of 499 amino acids. The record is from RefSeq and is a predicted model, not a curated record. Gene Ontology annotation, biological process: protein localization to cell junction; homophilic cell-cell adhesion; heterophilic cell-cell adhesion. Gene Ontology annotation, cellular component: adherens junction. NCBI's taxonomy places the organism in Eukaryota, Metazoa, Chordata, Actinopteri, Holocentriformes, Holocentridae. The transcript has 6 exons.